Molecule: messenger RNA, 1648 nt
Organism: Rhodamnia argentea
Lineage: Eukaryota; Viridiplantae; Streptophyta; Magnoliopsida; Myrtales; Myrtaceae
Exons: 7
Coding region: 10-1473 (487 amino acids)
Source: RefSeq, a predicted model, not a curated record
CAAAAUUCAAUGACCUCUCUUCACUCCCUCUCUCUCCUCUUCCUCUCUCCCUCCUCCUCCUCCUCCUCCUCCUCCUCUUCUCCUUCUUGCUCUCUACUCAACCACCGCCGCCGCCACCACCUAACUACUCGCCACCGCCAAUGGCCUCCGCGGCUGCGCAGCCGCCCCAUCGCUCCUCCCCCUCCCCCUCCUCCUCGUCUCUUCUCCGUCUCCUGCUCCAAGAAGACGAGGCGCCACCUUCGCCGCCGCCGGAGGCACGUCCUCGCCAACCCCGACACUGCCGAUGCCAAGUCCUCCAAGCUCGUCGCCUGCGACGAGCACAGCGUCGAGCUCACCAUCGACUUUACUAGCUGGUCCGCCCGAGCCAAAUCCGGCUUCGGUCCUCUCGUCUCCGCCGGCAGAGACGCGUACGCGGACCUGAGUACGCUCGUCACGUUGGACGAUAGUAAUAGAAUGGUGAUAUCCUGCCGAAGGUCGACCAUCCAGUUUGUCGGGAGUGUGGUGGCUUUGAGCUUUGUGGUCGUUUUCGCGCUCAAGGUCGUGGUUCAGUUGGUGCUUGGAUUUAGGUCGCGGUUUGGGUACAAGAAGAAUGAAGCUGUGGUGGUCAGGAGAGACAGGAGCCUUGGUGGCAGAGAGGUGGUUGUCGCGACGAGGAAAGAGGUUGAUGGCUCUAGGGUUUUGGAUAAUCCCCUUUCGCCUGCAUUACAGGGGACUGUCCAUAGGUCUCCCCAGAGAAGGCGUAGGAAUUUCACGCCUCGGCUUGAAGAGAAGUUGCCUGAAUGGUGGCCAGCUGCGACGACCUCGUCAGCCGUGGAUUUGGAGGUGGAUAAGGAAUAUUAUCAGAGGGAGGCUAAUAGAUUGGUUCGAGAAAUUGUUGACAAUAGAUUGCGUGGAAAGGACAUCAUGGUCGCUGACAUAGUUCAAUUGCGUCGCAUAUGCAGGACUUCGGGAAUCAGAGUCUCCUUUGGCACAGAAAACACACGGGAUUCAUUUUAUCGUGUGUCUGUUGACUUUGUUCUGAAUAUGUGCAAUCAUUCUUCAGGUCGAUCCAUCUCUUUAGAGAUAGAUGGGGAAGAUCCUAGGCAAUUCCUUGCUGGGCUUGCUGGGAACAUAGGGCUUGAGACCAUUCGUGCAGCAAGAAUUGUGUCUGCUGCUGUUGCUGCACGCACACGAUCUGGUUUUCUACAAGCCUGGGCAUUGGAAAUGCAAGGUGAACAUUCUGAAGCACUAGCUCACCUAUCAAAUAUUUGUGUUCUUCACCAAAUAUUCCCUCCGAGAGACUUUUCUCCUGAGAUGGAAAUGGUGGCUCUGGGCCUCGAAAGACAAUUAAAGCCGGAACAGAGGGAGUAUCUACUGAACAUGCUUGUCGGCGUUUGUGGUGAAGAGCGACCUAAAAGUCUGGGAGAAGCAUUGGGUUUGGAACUCUCUCUGGAUGAUGGUGCUGGUGACCACUAUGAAAGAAGCCUUUCGUAGUAUUAGGUAGAAAGAAAACAAUAAGUUGGCUUUUGAGGGGUACAAGAGCAACUGUACGUUGUAUUCUUUUCAUACCAUUCUUGUCAGAAAAACACCCUGGCAAAUGGAGUGAUCGGUCUUCAAUAAACAUCUAUUUGACCUAUAGAAGUCACUGUGAAGUGGUUGGUAUAGUUCC